Humulus lupulus (European hop) is the source of this 2220-nucleotide messenger RNA. Its product is annotated as embryogenesis-associated protein EMB8-like. The transcript is spliced from 15 exons. Gene Ontology annotation, molecular function: monoacylglycerol lipase activity; short-chain carboxylesterase activity. NCBI's taxonomy places the organism in Eukaryota, Viridiplantae, Streptophyta, Magnoliopsida, Rosales, Cannabaceae. The coding region runs from base 82 to 1893 and encodes 603 amino acids. The record is from RefSeq and is a predicted model, not a curated record.
AUACAUAUCCAGUCUACUGGGGGAUUUGUUGCUGUUCACGCUCUAGGAUUCUCCGUCCGGCUCAUCAACACCGCCAAGACCAUGAAUUGGUCGGCCAAUGUUGAGUGCGACUCAAUGUCUUCCACCAAUGGCUAUGCCCUUCUGCUUCGCGCUCUCUGUCUUAUCCCUCACUACCACUACUUGCUCGCUUCUCUCUUCGCCUCACUGGUUUUUCUCUACAAUUUCCUCGAAUUCCACUUCCUCCAAGACGCUUUCACCGCCUUCCGAGGCUCUACCGUUACCUUGACCUACAACUCAUCCUCUCAUAUCUAUAAUGGCGUCGUUUCCAAGUGCCGGAUUCUCCAUGGCAGAUAUUUAGCUACGCCAUGGCUUUCAAGUCCUCAUGUUCAGACAGUUUUUCUCAAUUUCUUCGGAAGGCCACCCGUCUUUAGCUACAAAAGAGAGCUCUUCGAUGCUGCAGAUGGUGGAACUAUUGCCUUGGACUGGCUAAGGAGUUCUGAUGUUCCUGAUGGUGGGUUUCACAUAAAUAAUGCUACUUCUGAAGAUGACACGACUCCGAUUGUGGUGGUAAUUCCUGGUUUAACCAGUGACUCCUCAUCUGCUUAUCUUAAGCACCUCGCUUUUAGUAUAGCAAAAAGUGGAUGGAAUGUAGUUGUCAGCAACCACAGAGGUCUGGGUGGCGUUUCAAUUACUGCACCAAAAGUGAAUGUUCUCACUUUGACAUGUAUUGCCUUCUUAACAUUUUUUCAAAGUGAAAGAUUGCUUAUGUUGUUAUCCAUCUCUUUUGAAGAUAUACGCGUAAUUAUCAAUCAUCUUCAUAAUAAAUACUCCAAAGCUCCUUUAUUUGCAGUUGGAACUAGUAUUGGAGCCAAUGUUCUGGUAAAGUAUCUUGGCGAGGAUGGUGAUAAUGUUCCUGUUGCUGGUGCUGUGGCUAUCUGCUCCCCUUGGGACCUUUUGAUUGGUGACAGAUUUAUACGUCGUAGGUUCGUGCAAAAGUUUUAUGACAGAGCGCUUACCAUUGGCCUUCAAGGCUACGCACAAUUACACGAGCUUCACUAUUCUCGUCUUGCUAACUGGGAAGGCAUUAAAAAGUCACGGACUAUUCGAGAUUUUGAUGACCAUGCUACCCGCCUUGUUGGAAAAUUUGAGACUGUGGAUACAUACUACAGGCGCUGUAGCAGUGCUGGUUAUGUGGGCAAUGUUUCAAUCCCACUUCUCUGUGUCAGUGCAUUGGAUGAUCCUGUCUGUACUAGGGAAGCCAUUCCAUGGGACGAAUGCAGGACUAAUAAAAAUGUGGUAUUGGCUACAACAAAGCAUGGAGGACAUCUUGCAUUUUUUGAAGGGUUAACUGCAGCUCGCUUGUGGUGGGUAAGGGCAACUGGUGAAUUUUUAAGGGUUCUACAUUCUAGCCAAUAUAUGCAUGUACAAAACAAGAUCCUGAAUAGUGGCCCCAAGUCCUCAUUGGACUCUACAAUUGAUCAGGGCCCCUUUGUAAGCGUUGUGGAGGAUGGUAUGGUGGCUGCAGUGGGAAAUGAACAAACAAACAAUAAUUCGGUGGAAGAAUUAUCGGAGACUCAGAAGAGUCAUUGUGAAAAUACUGAAACUGUUUCUGUUGCAGACCAAGAUGAACUGAGUUCCCAACCAGAGUCUGGUUUUGUGCCAGUCAUAAAAGAAACCUCUGGGCAAGCUACUAGGGUCCAGGAUGCAAAGCCACUUGAUACAACUCCCGUUAAAAGAUGCUUGGAUGUGUUGCGUCAACAGAACAGGUUCUCAAUAUGGCUGCUUGCUUAUAUUGCUAUUGCUACGAGCUGGCCAUUGUUAGGUUCUGCCAUGCGAGCACUUUCUAGGAAGAAGCUCAGAAAUGUCUUACUUGCAGCUUUGUUCAGAAAAUAAUUCCAUGCUCAUAAAUUCCUUGUUGUACUCUCCUUAUAACUUAUUAUUCAUUCUCAUUUAGAGAUAUCGAUGACUGUAUUUAGGUAAUACUUGCUCAAAUAAGUCCUAUCCAUUUUUCUUUUCUUUCCUUAAAUUCCAAUAAUAGACAAGAAUAUAAUAUUACAAGUAUACACAAUAACCAUCAUAUUCCUAAGUUGCUAGGAAUCCUAUCAUGUUCGUGUUCUGAUUUAUAUCAUAUGAUUCAGUAAUCUAUAGAUGUUGUAUGGUAAAUCCUUUCUAGUAGGGGUGGAUACUAGAUGUAAUGCAAAUAAUUAUUUAAAGUUGGCA